AUUAUUAAAAAUAAAAUAUAUAUAUAUUGUAUGUGAUUAUUUAUAUAAUUAAAGAAAAUUAUGUUAUGUGAUUUAUAUAUCAAAAUUUAUAUAUAAAAAUAUACAGAGAAAAUGUAUUAGGCUAAUUUAUAUGAUUGAAGAUAAUUUAGACAGGAGAUAAGUUUUACUCACACAGAUAGUAAAGACGUGUUCAUGGGUCACAGAGAUAGACAGCAAAGGUCAUCUCUUGACUUCUAUGAACUCAGUUUACUUUUGUUAAGCUAUUAUUGCACACCAUGAGAUUCACAGAUUUUAAUCAUGUAUUACAAAUAGUAAUGUACAAACCAAAGGAAAUCAUAUUUCUAUUUUUCUUACUUUAUAAUAAUCAUGUUACAAAUAGCAUAUUUCAAUCAGGAAAAGAAUAUAUAUAUUCAUAUAAUGCUCUUUCAAGUUCUGGUGUUUUGUUACCAUCUGGUGCAUCAUCCUCAUGGGGUUUUAAUGGAAAACUUAAAAUUCAAGCAGAAAAAAAUAUUGCAAUAAUGCAGUUUGAAUCAUUGAAAAUGACUAUAUGGAAUGGUAAAAUGCAAGAACAAGGAGAAAUUCAAGAUAUUCCUGAAGAUGUGGCUGAUUUGCUAAAACCUUUUCAAAUCAUAUACAAAAAUGGUCUUAUUGAAAAUUUUACUACAGAAGCAACAUCACCAUGGUCUGUAAACAUAAAAAGAAGUAUUGCAGGAAUUUUACAAUUAGAUCUAUCCAAUUUACAAAAAGAAGCAGCUUUUCAUUCAACUGAAAGAAAUCAUUAUGGACAAUGUAAUAUUGAAUAUGUUGUUAAUCCUGAACAAAAAAAUGAAUGGUUAAUAAGAAAAUUUUUUGAUCCACGAACUUGCAUUGGACAUCCUCAUUAUACUUGGUCAAAUGUUCCUAAUAUGUUAUGUCCUAAUGGUGAUCAAAAUCCAAUUCUAAAGUCCAGUGAAAGAUUAUAUAAAAUUAAGGUAAAUGGAUCCUUAAAUGAUAUUUUAUUUGUUAAUGCCUCUGGAGGUAUUUAUGUCCAACCUUUUCAAAGUUUUGGAGAAGCUCAUUUUCAUUUUACAAGACAAAUUUUUAAAUUAAUUGUGGUAAAAAAUACAGUAAAUAAAAUACUUACUGAAAACUUAUAUUUCAAAGUUCUACAACAUGAACUUCCAGAAGUUGAUCUCACCCAAGGCAGAGGUACUCUUGAUAAGAAUACUGUUUUUAAAUCUAUAGGGAGUUUAUUAGAUCGAUUAAGUCAAAAACUUGAAAAUCCUGGUUUAGAUACAGAAACUGAUAAUUUACAUAACACCACAAUUACUGUAUUACUUUAUUACCUUGGAAUGUUAGAUAUUGUUGAUUUGCGUAAUGCAUAUACAAAAAUUUCAGGAACAAGUUACAAAGAAGAAACAAUACGAAAUAUGUUUCUCGAAGCUCUUCCACAAAUUGGUACUAAAGAAGCCGCAUUAUUUAUAUUAGAAUUAAUUCAGGAUAAAAAAGUUUCGGAUAUGUCUGCAAUUCAACUUCUUACUCAAUUACCAUUUCAUAUACGAAAACCUGAUGUUCAAUUAUUAGUAAACUUACAAAUAUUUUUAAAUUUACCAGAAAAAAUUUCUAUUGAAGUUCAAAAUACUGCCAUUCUUACAUAUGGCACAUUAAUUUAUAAAACUUGUUUAUUAUAUUGUCCAUAUGAAAUGCUAGAUGAUUAUGUACGUUUAUAUCUCGAUAAAUUUACAGAGACAAAGGAAUAUGAAAAGAAAAUGAUUUGGUUAGAAGGAUUAGCAAAUAUACAAUUAGGAAGAGUAGUUGAAUUUUUAGAACCUAUCGCAAGUGGUAACAAUGCAGAAUCGCGUCAUUUUCGUGUUCUUGCUGCAUGGGCAUCACUUUCAACUGCACCUUUAAGACCUGAUGUUAUAUAUCCUGUCUAUUGGCCAAUUUUAAUAAAUAGAACUGAACACUUAGAAAUGAGGGUAGCAGCAUUGACAUUACUUAUUGUUUCUAGUCCUACACCAAGCAGAUUAAUAUCAUUAUAUUGGUACAUGCAAAGUGAACCUAGUCAACAUUUAUAUAAUUAUUUUUAUACUAUUUUAAAAUCUAUGGAACGUACCACUCAUCCCUGUUAUGUUCAUAUAGGCAUGAUAGCUGCACAGUUUACACGAGUACUUCAUCCAACUAAAAAUCAAUAUUUAAUUACUGGUAAUUAUUUAUUUGACUAUCAAGAUACAUAUAGAAAAUUUGGUGCAAUGAUACAUGGUAUUGUGAUUGCUAACCCAUUAACAAAUAUACCUGAGGUUUUAUAUAUAACUUUAAAUACUUAUGGAAGUGGAAUCAAUAUUAAUCAUGUAUCUUUAUAUAUUAAAGCUGAAGGUCUUUUACAUUCAUUAUCAACACAUCUAGAUGGUCCAACACAAGUAAAGGAUAUAUUAAAAAAAUUUAAAUUAGAUCAAAAACAAAGUGGAUCUGUACAUUUAGAAAUUAUUGCACGUAUUCAAGAAAAAACAGUUUUAUGUCUUCAUCUUAAUGAAACUAAUAUUAUUAAAGGAUUUAAAUAUCUUUCUUCUUUGCCUGAUAAUAUAUAUAAUAUAUACCAAAACAUGGAGUUUCAUGUUAAUCAACAACGUAUUAAUGUUCCAUUAACAAUAGAAUCAGUACAGGUUACAGAUCUAGGAGCAAAUGUUAGACUUGCAAUCAUUGCAACAUCAUUAUUCUCCAUGAGAGGCAAUUUUACACAUAUUUCAAUUGGUCGUAAUAAUCAUGUUAUAUUACGAACAUCUAUUCAUAAGUCAGAAAUAAUAGAAAAUUAUAAUCCUUUCAUUGAUACAUGGCAUAGUGCAGAAAGAGUACACUCUAUUCAUGGAUACCUUCCAGUCAACAUCACUCUUGGAUUUGAAAAUCGUCCAUUUAUUUCAUAUAAUACACCUGGAGAACAUCUUAAAAUGGGUAUUACAGCUCAUGCUAGAACAACAACUAAUAUAAAAGGAUUGAAUAUUGAAACAAAAUUACAUCAUAUUUGUCCUACUUGUCCUCAAUUAUUUAAAGUUACAAAAUCACCAACAUAUAAACCAAAGACAAUAGAUAUAUUUCAAGUUGAAUUAGCAGAAUUAGGGGGGCAAAUGUAUAUAAAACUUUUUGAUUGUGAAAAUAUAAUAUCGCGAGAAAAAAUAAUUCGAGAUGUGUUUUCUUCACAUCGAGCCAAUUAUCCUAUCUGGCCAUUUCUGGAGUUUGCUUUAACUGCCCUUCAUUUCUUAGAUUAUUGCACAUAUGUACCACCAAAAGGUAGUUGUGGUAUAGCUGCUUAUAUUAAUACAAUUGAUGUACAACAUACUCAAGUAAAAUUUGAAUAUAUUAAAAAUCCAAGUCAUCAUGUAUUAUCUUUAACACAUCGUAAUGCAGAAUCAUUGCAAAUUCUACAACAAUGGAAUAUAGCUGCACUUUAUGAAAUUACUAGUUGGACAUCUGAUAUGAUUAAAAUUAAAGCAACUAAAAUUAUACCAGGCCAAAAAAUUUUAAAGUUUUGUUUAGAAGUUGAAAAAGAAAUACCUUGGGAAUGGGAUUUCUUAAGUAUUAAGCCAAGUGAACCUGCUAAAAUUGCAUUAAAUGCUGUUUGGGGAUACUCUGAUACAGCUAAAGGUAAAUGUAGUGGAUCUUCAAUUACAUUAAAUUUACUUGGUGAAAUUAGUGAAAAUCAAUUAGAAAAUGCUAAAAUAUCACAAUGGCCUUAUGAAGAAUGUCGAAUACAGUCUGAAGGAAAACGUUUUAUUCCAUUUUCUGAUGCUUGUUAUGAAGUUUCAAGAGAAUUAUCAACCUUAAGAAAAUAUCAAAUUAUUGCACAAUAUGAAAAUAUACCAGAAAAUAUAAUGAGAUUAGCUUGGAAAUUUCGAGCUUUGUAUGAUUUAAUAGGAGGAAAUAGUACUUCAGAUUCCAUUUCUAAGAAAUUUAAUGUGACAGCAAUAUUUCCAAAAAAAUCAGAUACUGGUGAAUUAUCACUUAACAAUGAUAAAAUAAUAAUUGAAUACAAUUAUAAUCUUAUAGAUUAUUUUUUAACUCGAACUAGAAUUCAUAAAUAUAUAGAUUUAUCUAUUUCAAAAACCUUUUUUGGGACAUGUAUUGUGACACCUGACUAUAUAAGAUCAAUUCACAAUGUCACUUAUUCUUUUCAUGACAAGCCUGAAGUUCUAUUGCUUGGUCAUUGUUAUAGCGAAAAUCCAAAGUAUGCAUUAACAGCACGAAAUGAUUUAUAUGGUAUUAAUAUUAAUAUAUAUGAUGAAAUAGAUACAGUACGAAUCAUACCUAAUCAAACUGGAGGAACAUUGUAUAAUAAUACAAUGUAUAUUCCAUUGCCACAAAACUUCAUAUUUCACUCAUUAGGUUCAAAAAGAGUAAGAUUGGAUGAUAAUACUAUUGAUAUUAUAGUUCCUAAUCUCUAUUUAUAUAUGCAUUGGACUCAAGAACAAAUUCUUUUGUUUUUUCCAACAUAUUUAUUAGAAUUUAGUUGUGGUUUAUGUGUAUUAGACUUUCUUGAUAUUAAUAAUUUAUAUGAAAAAUUAUAAUUUAUACAAAAAACUAAUAUUUUAUUUAUAAAAAAUGGAUUUAAUAUAAGGAAUUUAUGUUGAUAUAUAUAUAUAUAUAUGUAUAUUUAUUUCAAUACUCAAUAUUUUAAAUAUGUUUAUUAGAAAUUUUUGUUUCUAACAAAUAUAUAACUAUAAAAAAAUUAAAAUUAAAAAAUUGUAGAAAAUUAUAUUACUAUUUACAAAUAUAUAUUUUUUAUAUUUUUUAAAAUAUAAAAUGUAAUAAAUUUAAUAAUAAAGAUAUUGUAUCAAGAAUUUAAAAAUUAAAAUGAAUAGUUCAGAU
Messenger RNA from Apis cerana (Asiatic honeybee), 4839 nucleotides. RefSeq lists its product as uncharacterized. Lineage: Eukaryota; Metazoa; Arthropoda; Insecta; Hymenoptera; Apidae. The record is from RefSeq and is a predicted model, not a curated record. Gene Ontology annotation, molecular function: lipid carrier activity. Gene Ontology annotation, biological process: lipid transport.